Molecule: messenger RNA, 226 nt
Organism: Ascoidea rubescens DSM 1968
Lineage: Eukaryota; Fungi; Ascomycota; Saccharomycetes; Ascoideales; Ascoideaceae
Exons: 1
Coding region: 14-181 (55 amino acids)
Source: RefSeq, a predicted model, not a curated record
AUGAUCUUGCAAGAUGUACAGAAGACGGAUCGGAAUCAGAUCGGAAACAACUAUGAAUCGUUUAACCGGGGUUUUUCACAUGCAAUUUGGUGCUGGCACCGCAACGACCCAACGAGCUCCCCGGCGGAAAAACAGCGAGCGCGACCGUCCCAAGAUAGCAAUUUUCCGAUCUCCGCCAUGAUCAUGUUCGACACGAUGUUCUCAAAGCGCUCACGAAACGCUCACA